AUGGUUAUAGAGCUUCUAGGCUUCGCGUUGGACAUAGAUCCUCUCUUCUUCCGGUUCCAUCUGGAGGAUCAUACGUGGUUCAAUAUCAAAGACGACUGGAUUGAGAUGCCGGAGCUUGAGUCCCAAUCCUACAAGCGCGACUUUGUGACCAUCAAGUUGUCACGGAGGGGUAGAUACGGAGCGGUAGAACCUUAUUACGGAGAUCGUCUAUUUAUAAAGGGAUCUCUUAUAGUAGGCUUACAGGAAGCGCUGGUUCACUUCUUCCAGAGACUCCACACCUCUAACGUCCUCCGGCGAAUCGACUUCGAAGGCCAGGUUAAAUCGGGGAAGAAUGCCUGGUGGGAGGAUUCACCACACGAGGUCGGCCUCCUGCGACGCAAAGUGAGCAUAUGGAGUCGCAAGCAAGGAAACGAUUGGACUGGGGUCGUUCUCGUCGAUUCUUCCAUCACCGCAGGACACCCUUUAUGGAAUGGAUAUGGCAGACUCGAUAUCCCCCCCAGUAUGUCGGCCUCUGCUGAAUCUUUGAUUUCCAAGGAGCCUAAUACGCCCAUUUUCAACGCUCUGUUGUCCUGCCUUUCGACGUUUAGGCCCGAAGAUCGCGCCCGUCUUAUGGCAGAUCCGGAAAACAUUACGUCCUAUGUGUAUCCGAUGGUGUUGGGUGGCAGUUCGACUUGGAGCGGACUCGCAAAUUGGAUGACCAUGAAACGGCUUUCGACAGCUUUCAUAAGUGGCAGCGCCGCCUACCCUUUUAUGUGGCCUGGGCCCGAGGCGCCAUUAACGGCCUUGAGAGCCGCUACGGUCUGUCGGCCGCGCUGUCUCCCUUCGCUAUCACCAAUCCGGACGCUGCAGCAGCAGGCCGACAAGAUUAUGAAAAUGGCCGUGGCCAUUAUCAGCGUAGAGGAGGGCAAGAAGGCCGUCGACGAGAGCCGCAACAUGAGCCGUAUCAUCUACCUCGCCUUCGUUUUCGUGCCCCUGUCGUUUGUCACGAGCCUGUUGUCAAUGAGUCCAGACAUCAGUCAAGCCCGGGCGCUGGCUUACGGCAUAUUCUUCGCCGUCUCUGUGCCCAUCAGCCUCACGGCCCUCUACAUCUCACUAUCUUGGAACAGGAUCAUGGCCACGGGAAGGGUAUUCCAUAUGACGGGCCAGGGAAACGACGUCGCGUCGUUAUAUAGAACGAACGAGGGUGAUCAUUUACAGCUUGAGCCGGUCAAGUCGUGAGGAGAUAUUUCUGAGGUGUAAAUGAAAGGAACAGCCUGAAGUAACGAAUAGCGAAUCUUUUUCCUUGUACCAGUCUAGCUAAACGAAUGUAUGAUUGACAAUAGCCCGAUAGCCUGAUACACAGGAAUCUGAUUAAGGUGUACCUAACUUUCAUACCCGAAUUCAGCACACUAUUCAGCUAACUCGUAUGUCUUCAAGUUGGAUAUUGAAUGUUUCCUCGUAACUUGCAGCUGAGCCGAGCGAACAGGACAGGGUUCGCGUGUGUCACGAUGUAGCACCUAG
Molecule: messenger RNA, 1500 nt
Organism: Xylaria bambusicola
Lineage: Eukaryota; Fungi; Ascomycota; Sordariomycetes; Xylariales; Xylariaceae
Exons: 7
Coding region: 1-1218 (405 amino acids)
Source: RefSeq, a predicted model, not a curated record